Messenger RNA from Penicillium soppii, 972 nucleotides. RefSeq names its product ankyrin repeat domain-containing protein. Lineage: Eukaryota; Fungi; Ascomycota; Eurotiomycetes; Eurotiales; Aspergillaceae. The record is from RefSeq and is a predicted model, not a curated record. The coding region runs from base 1 to 972 and encodes 323 amino acids. Gene Ontology annotation, molecular function: protein binding. The transcript is spliced from 2 exons.
AUGAUCAAACUGCACUCCAUAUCGCGGCAGACAAUGGUCAUGAGACAAUCGUCCAGCAACUUCUCACCUAUGGAGCUAGCAUUAAUUCCCGGGAUACAUUGGAUGGAACAGCUCUCAACUGGGCAUUAUAAUCUGAUCACUUGGGCGUUGCCCGGCUGCUCAUUGAAAGCGGUAUUGACGUCGACUUUCCAUCGAAGCAUUUUUGGUUCCCCUCUUUGGCAAGCAGCAAGCUCGGGCUUUCAGGACAUUGUUCAAUUACUCUUACAAAACAAUGCUAACGUCCACGCUAUUGAUGAGCGCAAGGGGACAGCUCUCCAGGCGGCUGCAAGAUCGGGAUACCAAGAGACUAUUCAGACACUGUUGGAUCAUGAUGCUGUUGUCAAUGCUCAUCCAGCCGCGCUCGGAACAGCUCUUCAGAUAGCCGCAUCAGAAGGCCACCUGAAAACUGUCAAGAUUCUUCUUGAAAGGGAUGUCAAUGUCAAUCUGGUCGCCGGCGAAUUUUCCACAGCUCUCCGAGCAGAAUCGAGUAUGGGCCCCAGAAAGAGCUUACGACUAUCCCGCGACAAACAGGGUGAAAUCAACAUUCCUGCAUUCUAUGAACGCUGGGUCGAUCAUUUGGAGAUAAUAAAAUGCCUUGUCAAUGAGGGUGUUGACAUUAACGCCCAUGGAGAAGGAGAUGGAUAUGCAACUGCACUCCAGGAAGCAUCAAUUCUUGGUCACCUAGAUGUUGUUCAAACUUUGCUUGACAAUCAUGCGAACCCCAAUAUCUAUGGUGGGGACAUCGGCAAGCAGAUUGGGACAGCUCUGCAAGCAGCGUGUGUAGCAGGGCAUCACGAGAUUGUUCUUUUGCUUCUGAGAUUUAAUGCAGAUGCUUAUAUCCAGGGCGGUCGUCUUGGGUCAGCCAUUCACAUAGCUUCCACAAAAGGCCGCGACCAUAUUGUCCAAGCCUUGCUUGGCAGCUCUCGAAAUUAG